AUGAGCAGCAGCAGCAACAGCAACAGCAACAGCAGCAGCAGCAGCAGCAGCAGCAGCAGCGGCUCUGCUGCCGCAGCCCUGCCGUCGGUGGACGUACAGCAGCAGCAGCAGCAGCAGAGGAUGAUUUCUCUGAUGCCGAGCGCAUCAGCAGCACCUGCUGCUGCUGCUGCAUUACCUGCUGCUGCUGCUGCUGAACGUGCAGCAGCAGCAGCAGCAAAUGGCGGGAGUGCUGCAGCUCCUCCUGCUUCUGCUCCUGGUGCAUCCACCGCUUCUGCGGAUUCUGCUUCUGCUGCAGCUGCUGCAGCAACUGCUGCUGGAGUUGCUGCUGUGCAGCAGCAGAACUCUACAGGCGGUGACCGUAACGAGGUGCAGCAAGCAGCAGCAGCAGCAGCAGCAGCAGCACCACCACCACCACCACCACCACCACCACCAGCAACAGGUGCUGCUGCUGCUCCUGCAGCUCCUCCAUUGAGGAGCAGCAACGAGAGCAGCAACGGCAACAACAACAACAACAGCAGCAGCAGCAGCAGCAGCAACAAUGGUGAGCCUGUCGCUUUGCUGCACUUCGACUCCCGCGCAGUUUUCGUGCAGUGUAGCUGCUGCUCCACCCUCAAUGCUGCGCCUCCUCAGCAGCAGCCGCAGCAGCAGCAGCAGCAGCAGCAGCAGCAACAGCAGCAGCAGCAGCGCGGGGAAGCACAAGCUCAGGGGCAAGAACCACUGCAGCAGCAGCAAAAUCAACAGCAGCAGCAGCAGCAGCAGCAGACAGAAACUGCAGAAACAGAGCAGAAUGCCCCAGUAGGAGGACAGGUGAUGAUAGUGAUAUGCGGGCGCUGCAGCACUCGCAAUAUUUCUUUACUCGGGUGUUUGCUGCUGGAGUGCUGGCACUGUCAUGCAGUCUGUCAGGUUGAUUAUCCCCCUUCUAUUUUAGAUAGGAGGCAGCGAAGCAGCAGCAGCAGCAGCAGCAGCAGCAGCAGAUAUGCUGCGCGGUUCGCCUUCUUUCGCCACGCCAGGAGCGCGAACCCACAGCUGCAGCAACAGCAGCAGCAACAAGUGUAUCUUCACCAUCAACAACUACUUCUGCAGCAGCAACAGCAGCUACUGCUGCACCAGCAACAGCAGCAGGAACAGCAGCAGCAGCAGCAGCAGCAGCGCCGAAGGCGAUUUAGAAGAGUUGUCACCGGAGGAGACAGCAGCAGACGCCAGAGGCUGUGGGGUGCCCUGGUUUCGUCGAUGAGGCCAAACAAUGCUGCUGCUGCUGCUGCUGCACCUGCUGCACCUGCUGCCAGCAGCAGCAGCAGAACAUCGGGUCGCCUACCUCGAGGGGAGCUGCUGCGAAGGCUUCGCAGAAGGGCUACAAACAGGCGCUCUGCUGCUGCUGCUGCUCCUGCUGCUGCUGCGGAUGCAGCGCGAGCAGCACCGCAGCAGCAAGGCAGCAGCACGCAGCAACCAGCAGACCAGCUUAACGGCCGCAGCAGCAGCAGCAGCAGCAGCGGCUGGCAGUAUGAAGGCCAGCGGCGCAGCGACAUCGAGGGAGAAGCUGGAGGAGCAGCAGGUGCUGCGGACGAACGCAGCAGCAGCAGCAGCAGCAGCAGCAGCGGGGCGGCGCGCGUGGGCACCACAGCAGCAGCACCAGCACCAGCAGCAGCAGCAGCAGCAGCAGCAGCAGCAAGAGGAGGCAGCAGAAGAGGCAGGUUAAAAUCAGAGUUUUCUUCCUUUAUGAGGGCAGUAACGCGUCGAAACCCUUCAUAA
Messenger RNA from Eimeria acervulina, 1749 nucleotides. RefSeq lists its product as hypothetical. The transcript is spliced from 3 exons. The coding region runs from base 1 to 1749 and encodes 582 amino acids. The record is from RefSeq and is a predicted model, not a curated record. Lineage: Eukaryota; Apicomplexa; Conoidasida; Eucoccidiorida; Eimeriidae.